This is a messenger RNA of Epinephelus moara (kelp grouper), 6369 nucleotides long. RefSeq names its product stAR-related lipid transfer protein 13-like. Gene Ontology annotation, molecular function: protein binding; GTPase activator activity; lipid binding. Bases 271 to 4530 code for a protein of 1419 amino acids. The transcript has 18 exons. The record is from RefSeq and is a predicted model, not a curated record. NCBI's taxonomy places the organism in Eukaryota, Metazoa, Chordata, Actinopteri, Perciformes, Serranidae. Gene Ontology annotation, biological process: actin cytoskeleton organization; regulation of Rho protein signal transduction; signal transduction.
AUUUCACGCAGUGUUGAGGCACUACGUCGCCUUGGCUGGAUACUUGUGUUACAUCCCGGUUCUUCAGAGUGCUGCGUUGGAUGUGCUCUUGGGUGACACAACUUCUGUACAAAACGUCUGCUCAGGUGUCAAAGGAAUUUUCCAGGGCAUUCAAGUGUGGGCCAAAGUGUAAAUAUCGCCCGCUUAAUUUUAGCAACUGUACCUUAACUGACAGUUACUGACAGCUCUGUCUGAAUGAGCCACCAUCUCUCACUAUAAAAGACUCAGCAGAUGAGGCCUGGUUCCCUGAUGCAUGAAGGUCCAGUAGCUGCAUUGCCUGUUCAGCAGCACCCGAACAGGCAUAUUUACCCCCAGGCUGUGGGUGUCUCUUUGGGUGACCUGCAAGGUCAAGUUCCCCUCCUGACUCAAAGCUCCAACAGUAAAGCGAGAACCAUGUCUGAACCUGUUCCUCUGCUACACUGUGCUCCGAGUGCCGUGGCCAGUCAUGCUGAAAAAUGGAAGGAGCUGAAGCUGGACAUCAGCUCCCCCUGUCACACAUCUAAUCCUGACUUAAAGCAGAAUGGACACUGUGAGUGCAGUUCAGACGUGGCUCCUGGAGCAGGUGGGGUCAUGGAUACAAGUACUUGCAACGAUCUGUUAGCAUCUGUGAAUGCACCAGAGGACUGUUCAUUGGAUCUGCUGAGAAUAGUAAAACACAAGCCCAGUGCCAUAGUGUUCCGUGAUUAUGACUGUAGCCCUGACAACCAGGCGACUUCUGAUGUCGGGGAGUCGUCUUCAUCCACCACUGAAGAGGGAGAGGGCAACAACGAUGACGACGAGGAUGAUGAUUUUCCUGAGACGUUACAAUAUAAGGAAUUCCUGGUCAGUCGUCGCCGUAGAAACUUGAGCAGGAACAGGAAGUGCUCGUGGAAGAGGCAGGAUGCCCAGCCUGAUAGCGCUGCAUCUGGCGGGCAAAAGCCCACAAACAAGGAUAAACCUGAGUUCGCAGGUAGCCCGGAGGAAGAGGAAGCAGCACAGAACAAUGGAAAACAGGCUGCUGAGAGCGACUCCAUGACCCUGCUGUUAGAGAAGCUGGAUCACCUCAAUGAGGGGGUUCAGGAAGCCCAAAGUGCUGAUUCGUCCCACUCAGACGUGGCCUAUGCUGACGAGGAGCAAGGUGCCCUUUCUUUGGGAAAGACGACGAGCCGAGUGCUGAGUCAGGAUCAGGGAACCUCCAGAGCUCCAGAUAAGCCUGAGCCGCUGACCAGGCGGCGCUCGCGACCUUUGACCCGCAGCAGACCACUGACCCGCUCAUCCCUCUCUUCUCCGACACAUCUCCAUGCUCGACGGGCCAGGGCUGCUGCGAGGAUGACAAAUGGAUCAGCAGAGAUUGAGGCUAAGGAGGCUUGCGAUUGGCUUAGAGCAGCGGGAUUUCCACAGUACGCCCAGCUCUAUGAAGAUUCCCAGUUUCCAAUUGACAUUUCCUCAGUUAAAAGGGACCACGACUUUUUGGACCGGGAUCUGGUGGAGCCUCUAUGUCGGCGUCUAAAUACUCUGAACAAGUGUGCCUCCAUGAAACUGGAUGUCAGCCACCCCAAGAAGAAAGGUGAUGACUCUGAUGAAGAUGACCCGUUGGCCAUCAGUAAAAGGUGGACGUUCGAGUGGAGCAGCCGACGUUGGUCUCGCCUCCAAGACUUCCUGUUGGACAGCACCAAUGAGAGCAGCCCGACAGGUCAGGGGGAGGGUCUGCUGCACAGCACAGUGAGCAGUGAGAGCAUGCUGACGGACCUGAGUGAGCAGGAGAUCACUGAAAUCUCCUCGCUGCACAGUGAGGACUCCGCCUCUGCCAUGCCUGACUCGAUAUCUAUGGCAUCUCUGUCCGCCUCCUACCAACCACCCAGGGAUCUUCCACACUACAACUCCCUGCCAAUCAAGAGCAGCCGCCACGGGCAAGGGGGGCGGAGUAAAGCCAAAGAGUUUUUGCGUCGCAUGGAAAUAAUGCGCACUUGGGGGCCGUCAACGAGGCGGAAAAGCUCAAAUUGCAGACCGCCACUGGUCAUCAGUGAGCCGGUGUUACAGGGCGAGGAGCCUCACGCACUGCAGGUGCUUCAGUGUACUCCCAUCAGCCAACUAGAACAAAGCACUCAAAACAACUACCAAACUGAUGGUGAAACCUCCUCUGUCCCCCUUACCAAUGACUGCGAAAACCAAUCCACGGUGAGUGUGAGCCCCAGCAGUGAGACAGUGGUGCCCAGAGUGAAGGAGCCCGUGUGUACAAAACACCGCACUGCCAACAAGAGAAGCAGCAUGUAUCUGGAGGACAUGGUGCUGCCUUCUCAAGGUAAGAAGACUGAGGGACAGAACCAGUUUGGCAGAAACCAGUUUCGCUCAUAUGAAAACCUCCUCAUCACCGUCCCCAAAGACCAUAAACCAGGCACCUUUCCAAAAGCUCUAUCCAUAGAGAGCCUGGCGCCUUCCCCCGGUGACGAGAACAAUGGCCCCAAGACACGGGGCCACACUUCUCAACCCAACAAUGGCCUAGGUGAGCCCUGGUCUGGUAAACCUCUGUCCAAGCCCCCCUGUCCUGGAGCUCCACGGGGCAGCAGGGUGAGUGUUUAUGACAACGUCCCGGGCUCCCACCUUUACGCCAGCACAGGAGACCUGCUGGACUUAGAGAAAGAGGACAAUCUGUUCCCUCACUUAGAUGACAUCAUCCAGCAUGUCAGCGGUCUGCAGCAAAUAGUGGACCACUGGAGCCGCAGUGUGCUGCCUGAGGGUGAGACAGGGGAGGGGGAGGAGGAAGGGGAGGGCAGGACCACUCCCAGCGAAGGCGAGAGAGAUGGGGUCUCCUUAAAUGACACUGAUUCGACAGGAACCAGUCGGGAGAGGCGGGACUCUGGAGUCGGGGCCUCACUGACAAGACCACGUCUACGAUGGCCCAGUUUCAGAACCUCUGAUCAUCUCAACCAGCCGGCGUCUUCACUGCAGAUCAGUAACCAAUCAGCGGGCCAGCUCAGCCUGCUGCAGAAGUUCUCUUUGCUCCGCCUCACCGCCAUCAUGGAGAAAUACUCAAUGUCUAAUAAACAUGGAUGGACAUGGUCUGUGCCCAAGUUUAUGAAGCGUAUGAAGGUGCCAGACUACAAAGAGAAGAGUGUGUUUGGUGUUCCCCUCAUCAUCCAUGUCCAGCGCUGUGGCUUUCCGCUCCCUCUGUGUUUACAGCAGGCCCUCAGCCACCUCAGAACUCACUGUCUGGACCAGGUGGGAUUGUUCCGCAAAUCUGGCGUGAAGUCUCGUAUCCAGGCUCUGAGGCAGCAGUGUGAGAUGUCCCCCGACUCCGUGAGCUACGAGGACCAGUCCGCUUACGACGUGGCCGACAUGGUCAAACAGUUCUUCAGAGACUUGCCGGAGCCUCUGCUAACAAGCAAGCUGGGGGAAACCUUCCUGCACAUUUACCAGUAUGUCCCAAAGGAGCAGAGAUUACAGGCCAUCAGAGCGGCCAUUUUGCUGAUGCCAGAUGAAAACAGGGAGGUUCUGCAGACGUUGCUCUGCUUCCUGCGUGACGUCACUUCCCUGGUGGAGGAGAACCAGAUGACGCCGAUGAACCUGGCUGUUUGUCUGGGACCUUCGCUCUUCCACCUCAGCAUACUGAAAAACGAGACACUGUCACCAAGGUCAAUCCAGAGGAAGUACACCACAGGCCGCCCCGAUCAGAAAGACCUGAAUGAGAACCUGGCAGCCACCCAGGGCCUGGCGCACAUGAUCACCGAGUGUCAGCGUCUCUUUCAGAUCCCAGAGGAGAUGGUGACCCAGUCUCGCAACUCCUACAUGGAGGCUGAGCUGAUGGUGCCCCCGCUGGACGAGCUGUGCAAGGCUCACGAGGAGGAGGUGGAUGACGACGAGGUGGAGGAGGAUGAGGAGGGGUCUUAUCACGCGCACAUAGAGAGGCUGGUCCAGAACCUGCUGGAAGAGGCCAGAGAUAAGAGCAAAGGCUGGGUGUCUCGCUCAACUACUGACCACACAGACCUGGCAUUUAAAAAGGUGGGAGAUGGCAACCCUUUGAGGCGAUGGCGAGCGUGUGUUGAGGUGCCUGCAACUCCCACUGAGGUGCUGCAGCGACUGCUGAGAGAGCGCCCUCUAUGGCAGACUGAACUACAUCAGGAGAAGGUUCUGGAGACGCUGGAUAAACAGACGGACGUGUACCAGUACUCCUGCUGCAACAUGGCGCCUCAACCCAACUGUGACUUUGUGGUACUAAGAUCAUGGCGUACAGACCUGAGUAAAGGCUCCUGUGCGCUGGUGUGUGUGUCCGUCGAGCAUGAUGACAGCCCACGUAUGGGAGCAGUGAGGGCCGUUGUGCUGGAGUCACAGUACCUCCUCGAGCCCUAUGGGACUGGGAGGACCAGGCUCACACACAUCUCCAGAGUGGACCUCAGGGGAAGAUCUCCAGAAUGGUACAACAAAGCAUUUGGUCACCUUUGCAUCAAUGAGGCCCAGAGGAUCCGCUCCUCGUUUCACCCACCAGAUCAGACGAGCACCGAGGCCAAGAUCUGAACCCCAGAAAUCAUGCUUCAUCUCGGGUCACACUGUCCGAGCAGCUGGGCCUGAGACCCAGUGAUCCAGGAGGGGAAUCAUCCAGGCGGUGGACUUUAGUGUCUUUUCACUCUGCUGCACCACGCUGAGCUUCACUGUACUGAGUUACAGUCAUUCACACACAGAGAGGGGAGUAUCUAUAGUCAUGUAUCUCAGUAAUUCCACAGAACACCAUAUCACUACUUAUUUAUCUCAUAAAUUAUGAUUUUCUGUGCCAUUUUUUGCCCCACGGAACAAACGUCAGUUUCCCAAUUCCAAAUAUGAAACAGCUAAUUUGAUUUUCUUUGAAUGGCCUUUGAUGUUUCAUAUAAUUGGCUCAUAACCAUUCGCGUUAUCGAAAGAAUGAGGUUGAUUGCUCUGGGUCAUUCUUCCAAAUCCUCAUCUACCAAUCCAAUAUCUUGCAAAAAAAAACAUAAUGACCUAAUAAAGCAGCCAGCACCAGAAGGCGUGAUCAUGAGAUGGUUGCAGUCUCUAUCACGUUAAUCUGAUAUUACUGAAACUGAUUUUAUAGUGUGUAGAAAUGGCACAAAGGUUACUCACACUUAAAGGAGAAAACCCAUAUUUGUAUUGAUUACUUUGAGAAAUCUAUCAUCUUUUUAAAAUGUCACAUGGCCUGGCAGUGAAUUCAAUCAGUCAAUUUUUUCCUCUCAGACGUAUUAUUGAGCAGACCUGAGAAAGCGGGACACAUUAACCCCUGAUCUGCUUUUGCCACAGUCAAUCAAAAUCUAUUAAAUAAAAUACACUAAGAAAAUCAGAUAUUGCCAUUGUAUGCCUGUAAAAGCCACAUUUUUUUAAAUUAAUUUGCCCGUCUGUAAACUAAUGCUCCUACAAAGAUUUGAACAUAUAUUCUUAUAUAUGCACAUUUGUAAAACGCACUUAAUUGCGAUCAAGUCUCCUCCACAUAAAGACCCAUAAAUCCAGGUGCUCUAUAGAAAUAUUCCCACCAAUAUGAAUGAUAGGGUCAGUACCAUAUGGCUGCAUGUCAGGUGUGAAAAGUGCACUAGUUCAGGAAAACAUAAGCACACGAAGGAAACAGGAAACACUCAUCGGGUCCAUAAAUGUGCUUUAUACAUCGUGUUGGAUAUCACUGUUGAUUUAGCUCUGUCACUAUUUUCAGUGUUCAUCUUACCUAAAUGUUAUUUUAAAGUUAUUAUUGUCAUUAUAUCGAUGUAUGUUGUAUCACCUUUUUUUGCUGUCAUGUUAUACAAUGUCUAAGACAUGUGACCAUUUCACUGCUUCUGGGAAGCAUGUUUGAAACUGUGUGCGUGUAUGUGUGUGUGCCCGUGUAUCUGCAUUUUAGAUACAGCCUGUAUUGUAAUUAUAAAUGACGCUUUCUGUGCCAGCAGAUAGAACAUCAUAGCUUUUCAGGGUCUUCCUAUCAUAUUGAUAUGCUGAAAUGUGAACUCCGACACACACCAUCCUACUAAAGCAAUAGCAGACUAGAGCUUGCUCUGCCAUGGCACUGCCUUGGCUCUUUUUUUUGUGUUUCGGCUGUAGGCGUUGCUAUGGUGUUGCUAUGAUACAAUAUCUCUACAGUGCCACCCAAAAUCCUGCGUGGAUGCUGUUCGCUGGUGAGUGAGGGUGCAUGUGUGUGUGUGUUUGUGUAAAUAUGUGUGUAUGAGAGAGAAAACAAAGAGUGAGUGACUUUGACGUGAGCCCUCGGCUGUGUGGGGAGAGGCUCCAAACCUAGCUGCGUAGCUGAGACCAGGAAGAUUUACGCUUGGUUAUUUCUGACAAAGUGACAGAAAACAGAACAAUUGUUUCUAAACAAGAAAAUAAAAAAUCUAAGAAUUCAAACAA